UGGGUAGGUCAGACUAUUUGACAACCUCACAUAAUGCAUUGUUUGGGCCUUCUCUGCAUCAUGGAAGGAAGUCACAGGCAGGUACGGACUGACAACUCAUGGGGCCCCCGGGCAAUAGGGGAUCAUGGGGCCCCUGUGUCCUUGCCCACACUCAAACCACACCCAAAAAAGCCUAUGAAAGGUACCAGGGGCAUCUCAUAGGGCCCUCUUCUGACCCCGGGCCCUCAGGCAGUGCCCGAAUUCCCAAAUGGUCAGUCCACCCCUGGUCACAGGCUUCCCCA
This is a messenger RNA of Staurois parvus, 281 nucleotides long. Lineage: Eukaryota; Metazoa; Chordata; Amphibia; Anura; Ranidae. The record is from the annotation of a GenBank genome assembly.